AAGACAGUGCCGAUUCUUAUUUAAUGUUUGAAAUUGGUUUUGGUGACUUUGUUAUUGUGUUUCACUUUCAUCUUUCUAUUUUUGGUUUUGUCCACGAUAUUUAAAAAAUAUAAAAUAUUACAACUAAGUGGCCUCUGUCUUCAGAUUUACUUAUUUAUAUAUCCAUUUUUAUGUGUUAUACGAAACGUUGAUUAAUCGUACCAAUAAUAAAUAUAAAUUAAAAAAAGAUUUCAUCAGCAUUCUCAGAUUUCACCGGCAAUCGCAAGUAUCUAAACUCAGAACAAAAUGUCUAUACAAUGGACAUUUAUUGCAGGCUAUCUGUACUUCGAAAUUGCGCUAGUUACAAUAAUGAUGCUACCAAUUUUUAGUCCAAGACGUUGGCACCAGUUCUUCAAGUCGUCAUUGUUUUCCAUGUUCCAGUCCCAUGCAGCCGUAUAUUUUUACGUAUUUCUGGGUAUUUUAGGAGUAUUCUUAUUAGAUGCUAUUAGAGAAAUGAGAAAGUAUUCGCAUUCUAAUGAUGGUGGCCAUGUACACCUCGCCAGUGAGAUGAAGGGCAAUGUGAAGCUGUUCAGAGCUCAGAGGAACUUUUACAUUACCGGCUUUGCUAUAUUUUUGACAUUUGUUAUAAGACGUCUUAUCACUAUGCUGAUAAUUCAAGAUGAACUAAGUAUUAAGGCAGAGAGGAUUAUUAAACAAGCAGAUGAUACUGUAAAACUAGCUAAGCACACAGUUUUGGCUAAUACAAUGAGAGCAUCAGAGUCACAGAAUUAUGAGGAAGUGAAAAAUGAUUUGGAAAAUACAUUAGCUUUGUUGGAGGAAGAAAAAGAGAAAACACAUCAAUUAGAGAAGGAAGUCACAAAAUGGAAGUCAAGGUAUGAAGAAGUCACCACUAGUGGACAAGGUGAUAACUAAUUAUUAUAAAAUCAGAUGUAAUUACUUUCUGUGGUUAGAAAUAAGAACUGAAGAGAAUUUGUUGUGAUUUCUGGAACUGGUGCUGAAUUGUAGCUAAAGGUUUCCCUAUUAUUAGUUAUAUAAAUGUGCUAGUCUGCAAAUUUUAAUACUACAUUGAAAUAGCUUUGCUGAUCCAGCAGUGUAUGUGUAGGACUCACUUCAAAAUAUAGAUAUGUUUAUGUCACAUAGAAUUGUUUUUUUUUUUAUGGAAUUAAAAACAAAUAGGCUGUUGCUGCUGUUGACCCAUUUGAUGCAAAGUGCCAAUCAUCUAUAGAUAUAAACAGUAAUAUGGGUAUCACAGAAUAGAAACAAUUAGAACUAUAAACAUGUGAUAUUUAUUCAAAGACUGUUCUGAUUAUUUGAAUGUUGGUUAUUUAUUAUCUUGUUCAAUCAAUAUUAAAUAUUAUAAAUUUCAAUAUGUGUAUAUAUAUUUUUUUUCUCUAUUAGGACUGGAAUACUUUUAAGAAUUAAUUUAAAAAAAAACUGUAAUAUUAAAAAUAUGUUUUUUUAUCAUUCAUAGAUAUAUUUUUUUAUUAUUUGUAAUUAGAACAGCAUAUUUUUGGCUUACAUUCUAAUUAUAGAUUAUUUUUUGCAAUUCUUACACCACUAUACCAUAAUGCUUAAGACAUUAAUUGUAUGAUAAUAAUUCUGCUAAUGUUAAAUAUUGUACUUAUAAUAUUACCUGCUUAGGCUUAAAUCAUUACUCUUGGCCUUAGAUAAUUCAUGACAGUAUUUUUAAGAGAUUUAUUAUUUUGUGCAGUGUUAUGAAUUAAAAAAUUGGUUUUAAUUA
Messenger RNA from Galleria mellonella (greater wax moth), 1741 nucleotides. RefSeq names its product B-cell receptor-associated protein 31-like. The record is from RefSeq and is a predicted model, not a curated record. Lineage: Eukaryota; Metazoa; Arthropoda; Insecta; Lepidoptera; Pyralidae. Gene Ontology annotation, cellular component: endoplasmic reticulum; endoplasmic reticulum membrane. Gene Ontology annotation, biological process: intracellular protein transport; endoplasmic reticulum to Golgi vesicle-mediated transport. The transcript has a single exon. The coding region runs from base 286 to 912 and encodes 208 amino acids.